GCCUCGUGUAAUUGUCCCCUCAGAAUGGACCAUAGCAGAACAGGAGCAACUUAGUUCGAGAGAUAAGUCAGCUUACGGCUCCCAAUACUGGACACGCUAUACUAUAGCCAGCGUCAGCUUCUUACUUCACUCCUUGUGGUGAGCCUCUGCAGGCUCUGCAAUUUGCGUAAGGCUUUGAUGACAUUGCUGCAUUGCAGCUCAAUCACAAUGUAAUGUGAAAAAGGCCUGCAUUCAGCUGCCUGCAUCUGAACAACAACUUCAAGGGGCAUCACAGUGGCUGCAAAUGAUGGAUGCCCUACUAGAGGGCAUCCAUCUGAAUCAGAUGUUUUCACCCGUCUCUGGAGCUACUUAACAUAUACCCCAACCACUUACGUCAGAAAGCCCCACUAGAAAUGCUACUACUAGGCCCCUGAGACUUGAGCCAGGCGAGUCCAAGAUGUCGGAGCAGGAAGAUGCAUUCACCUGGAGCCGCGCACUCCCAACCGCACAGCUGGCGUUUAGUGGCGAGUCCGCAGCCAGCGAGGGGUGCAGUGCGAGGAAGCGGGAUCGUUUGACAGGCGCCGAUCUAAGCUCACCCCUUGCGGAACAGGGCCAAAUCCCCUGGGAGGAUCAGUUCCUCAAUGUUGCCCCCCAAGAAUGGCCGGAGCAGGAAGGCGCGCUCCUUUUCGCUGAGCAGGGGGGUGGUGAUUUCCCAGCUGAUGCAGCGGACCUUCCCCCCGCCAAGAUGCAAACAGGGCGCUCAGCAGGUCAGCCCCCUCAAUCGACGCCGAGUGGGAUCUUCCUUGGAGCUUUCAGCAGCAUAUCGAGUGUGGGGGAUAGAGCCUCAGUGGGGGGCAAAGAUGUGGCGGGGGACGCAUCGCCUUCACCCCCCCACUCGCUCGCGACCGUCCUGCCGAACCCCGGAAGAAGGGAGCCGUUGGUGCUGACGACAGAGGAGAUACAGCUUGCAUACAAGGAGAGCUGGGGGUGGGGGGGCCGCCCGAAACCGCGGCCGCUCGAGGUGGCCCCGGUUGCACCGCAGCCUGCGAAGAUUGACGUUGUUGAGGGAUCCUCCCGUGACACGGGGGCGACCAAAGUGCAGGCAGCAGCGAUCAUACGUGAACUGUUCCGCCGCCCCAGGGGGGUGCCUGUGGAGCAGGCGCCUGCCGGGGGGGGUGCGAAUGCUCAGUUUCAAGACCCCCCUUCGGAGCAUGGGGGGGCUUCCUCCCAGGAAAGCUGGAUGGGGACAGGGGGGUCAGUAUCGGGAUCAGGCUCUGCGAUUGGGGCUGAGGCCGGGGGGGUUCCGUCCAGGGCAGAGCAGAUUGAGACUGACGAGGCGCCGCUUGGAGUAGGUCCUCUUCCCGGCUCGUAUGCCCCACGGAAGCCAGCGCCACAAAGAAGCGGAUCUGAGCGAAACAGGGGGGUAAUUGCAAGCGAGCAGGAAGCCCCCCUCUUUGACAAGAACGUAGAGCGGCGAAAGCGUGCAGCUGGCGCGUCUGGCUCCAAUACUCUCGAUGGCAUGUCAGCUGAGCCGGCGAGCUCGACGCCUGAGGGCGGAUCCGGCAAUUCUUCGGAGCCUGCGGAAGAAGUGACGUCACUGGCGCUGGCGAUCGAGCUGGCGAGCUGCCAGGUGGCGCUCGCGACUUCGAUCACGGACCUCGAUGUGGGGCUACCGCUUUACGACCCACAAAAGGCUCGGGGCAGCCACCCUGACGUUUCUGUGGGGUUAGCGGCUGAGAAGGGUUUGGAGGACUGGGUUUCGGGAGACCCUGUCGUUGCCGGCUUCGAGUGGCUCUUGGAGGCGGACCCUGUACCGGGGGAGGAGCCUGAGAGAGGGACUUCUUUCGAUGGUAGGCGUGCGGCAGAAACCCUGUCGCAAACCCCAAAACUCCACCGCCUCUGGGCGGACCUGAGCCCAUCGGAAGUCCGGCGGCCGCAGUUCCGACCGUUCCGAGAGGCGUAUAAGGAAGAACUCCGGCGGCUGCGCAUCUGGACGGCGACCUACGCAGGCCCGGCGAUCAUUCCCCGGGUUGCCGAGCUGCACUACCUGGCAUGUAAUGCGCUACCCGGUUUGGGAGACCGGCACACACGGAUGAUGCUGACCAAGGGCGCGCUCUGGACUGCGUUUGUGCGCCACUCGUUGGGGCGCGCCAGCCCCGCGGACCUCUACUUCGCGUGCCAUGACGGUCAACGGGUCUACCGGGGGGAGAGCGGGCCGUGGCUGCUGUCCAAAUUAUCGCCCGCCAUGCAAGACCAGUGCCGCACCAUGUGCUUCCUGAUGGAGGACCUCAAAGACGAAGCCGCGUAUGGCCCGGAGACGUUCCGCGCGUACCAGGGCCUCCAUAAGUCGGGGGGUGUAGACCUUCCCCCACCGCGCCGCGGCUGGGCUUAUCGCCAGGUGUCAUUCCCGGAGCUCGAAACCCCCCCAAUAUCGUGGCCCGCCGCGGUCGACGCGCUCUGCACGGAAAUGGAGGGCUUAGAAACGGGCCCCGUCGAACGGAUCGAAUUCGAAGGCGACCCGGUUUUCAACGAAGUCUGCUUCACGCCCAUGGGCCUCGCCGCGCGCUGGGGCAGCUUCUGGCACAACCGCGGCCCGCUGCUCGCGGCCGCGCGCGGCCUCGCGGCCGCGGGGGAGCGCGCGCGCCACCGCGUGGCGGACCUCGCGGAGCGCGCGAUGGACGGCCACGUGGCGCGCUUCGACGCGAUGGCGGCCGGGGGAUCAUCCGGGUCGGUGGAGAAAUUCCUGGAGUACGCGCGCGACGAGGCCGGGUGGCGGGUGAGCCUCGCGCUCGCGUUCUGCGCGGUCGGGCAGAGCCUCGCGGACGCCGGACGGUGGGAGCCGACUGCGGACGGAGUGAAUGCGCUCUUUGGCGAGACGGGGAGGGGGCUCGAGCUGGCGGCGAACGUCGUACAGAUCACGAGCGAUCUCAGGACGUACCAGGCUGACCUCAGCCAAGCCCGGCUCAACGCCGUCGCUGUCUGCAUGCGCGAGCAGGACUGCGGCCACAGCCAAGCGGUCGCCCAUCUGACCGCCCGGGCCGCCGCGGACCUCAGCCUGCUCGCGCAAGAACUGGUGGCGCGCGCGCCUGGCGGUGACCUGUUCGCGCGCAAAUGUUGGCGACUGGUGUUCGACCUGUGCCGCACGGCCGCCACGUUGGUCACGUAUACGGCCGCGGAAAGCGGGGGGAGCCGGCAUGAAAAUCUCUUUGAAACCGGUUAGGGUUAGCGAAUACGUUUUGCUGUUUGCGGAGUCGCGUGGCUCCUUGGGAGCAAUGUUGUCGUUUUUAAGGCAGCGGCCUAGUAGGCAUCAUACUCUCAGGUAGCCGGAGUUGAUUGCGUCAAGAGGCGAUACAUGUCUUCUCAAUGCUCGAUCGUCAAAUGGUGUAUCAGAGCUAGCUAGCGCACAAGAUGUCUAGCUAGCUAGAGUCAGGUUUUACUGUACAUACACUUGAAACUAGGAAGGGAAUCACCGAAAUAAGGUGCCAUGUCGUUGCAGUGCAGAUGGUGCACUAGUCCAUAUCAAGCUAGUGUACGUACAAGAUACGUUAAGUCAAACGUCUUGCGCGCAUUCUGGG
Molecule: messenger RNA, 3554 nt
Organism: Klebsormidium nitens
Lineage: Eukaryota; Viridiplantae; Streptophyta; Klebsormidiophyceae; Klebsormidiales; Klebsormidiaceae
Source: the annotation of a GenBank genome assembly